UCCAGGCCGAACCGGCCUGAACGCGAGCCCGUGCAUCUCCGUCACCCCCGAGGGACAAACGGCAACCGCGGCCGCGCCGGGGCUUCCGCACUCCACUCCCCUUCCUCCUCCUCCCAUAUAACCCAGCCGCCCGGGAUAGGGCUACCCGUCUCGCCGCCGAUUCGCUGUAGCUUUCGCCUGUGCUGCCCGUGCGAUUUCUGCGCCGCGCCUUGUACUACCCCAAGUCAGUAGCCUCCUCCAGGCGGCGGCGUUUUCGUGCCGAGUUAGGGUUAGGGUUUCUGUGGUUGCGGAGAUGGAGGAGGUGACGGAGGGAGUGAACAAUCUGGCGAUUACGGAGCCGCACAAGAAGAACAGGAUCCAGGUCUCCAACACCAAGAAGCCGCUAUUCUUUUACGUCAACCUCGCCAAGAGGUACAUGCAGCAGCACGAGGAGGUGGAGCUCUCGGCCCUUGGCAUGGCCAUUGCCACUGUGGUUACUGUUGCUGAAAUUCUGAAAAAUAAUGGGCUCGCUGUUGAAAAGAAGAUCAUGACAUCCACAGUUGAUGUCAAGGAUGAUACAAGGGCCCGCCCUAUUCAGAAAGCCAAGAUCGAAAUAGUGCUGGGCAAGACGGAUAAAUUUGAUGAGCUGAUGGCGGCAGCUGAUGCGGAGAGGGAAGCUGCUGAGGCAGAGGAACAGAGCUAAACGUCUAUCUUAAAUUUUGAUGUUGUAUUAGUACAAUGCUGCUAGGUUGUGUGGUUUUAAUCUCUUGGCUAACAAGAGACUGGUACUUCUGUGUUAGUAAUCAAGAGCUGUGCUCAUUUUAUUUGUUUCCAUGAUAACUUUAUGUUUAUGAUAAGAUUCGUUUUCACACAUGUUUUGUUGAGUUUCC
Messenger RNA from Sorghum bicolor (sorghum), 869 nucleotides. RefSeq lists its product as uncharacterized. The coding region runs from base 293 to 682 and encodes 129 amino acids. Gene Ontology annotation, molecular function: RNA binding. Lineage: Eukaryota; Viridiplantae; Streptophyta; Magnoliopsida; Poales; Poaceae. The record is from RefSeq and is a predicted model, not a curated record. Gene Ontology annotation, cellular component: nucleus. The transcript has 5 exons.